Lactuca saligna is the source of this 564-nucleotide messenger RNA. Lineage: Eukaryota; Viridiplantae; Streptophyta; Magnoliopsida; Asterales; Asteraceae. The record is from the annotation of a GenBank genome assembly.
AUGUACAAGUUUUACUCCGUAGUGUGCACGCAUCAUCGACGACAUAUUGAAGCUUCCAUUGGUUCUCAUGGCGAUGAAAAUCCUGAAGAUGAUCUCAAUUGGAUUCCUCCUCAUGAAUCCUGCCAUCGGUGUGAAGGGAUAUUCUAUGAGUUAACGAUUGAAGCUACGAAGAUGGCUGAUUAUAUUUGUUUGAGAGUCAGGAAACUUGUUCAUCUUCACUUUACUCCUGGUUUCCGAAGAUUCUUAUGGUGUUUGUUUCGUAAUUUCAAAGAUGAUCAAGAAGCACUCCUAUGUAAGGGAUGGAUCCUAAUCCAAUUUAUGAUUAUGAAAGUUAUCGCCCUCAGGAAGAUUCUCAAGAAAUAUAACAAAGUGCAUGAAUCUGCAAGUGGUAUGAACUUUAAGUCCAAAUUACAGGCAAAACACUUGGAUGUGAUGCAAUCACCAUCACAACAAGAAUUCAGAAUAUUAGGGACGACGCUUUUUGGGACGACACAAGCAAUAGCGGCGACACUGGACUUGACGCGCUAUAUGUCGCCUCUAAAACCCCACUGUCGUCGCUAUUAG